AUGAAGCAACUGCUUUUCACUACCACAUUCCUAAUAGUAUUCGGUUUUACACAAGCUAGUGUAGCAAAGAACAGAAUGAAGAUGUAUAUGAAGCAACUAGCUUAGCAAUAACAAUAGUUAGGUUGCGAGACUUCCAUGAAUAGAUUCAAGUCUGGUCCUCCAGAUUACGAAAACAUUAUCAAGAACAGCAAUACUUUUUGGAAUGAUACAUCCUUCCCAGCUGAUGCUACUUCAAUUUAAUGGACUGAUACUCCAUACACCAGAAAUGGAUUAUACUACCACUCAUCUGCUAAGUGGUCAAGAUUAAACGAUCUUUGUCCAAAUUGCACAAUGUUUGGUACUGGCGACUAUUUAAAUGACAUUUCGCAAGGAGCUAUAGGUGACUGUUACUUCAUGGCCGGAGCAACAGCUGUUGCCGAAAUCGAUAAUAGAUUCAAGAAAAUUUUUGUCAAUCCUGAGAUAAACUGGGCUGGACUCUAUGCCUUCAAUGUCUAUGUGAGGGGUAUUCCACACGUGAUGGUUGUUGAUGAUGCAGUCCCUGCCGGAUCCUAAGGCUUAUCACCAUCUUUCGCUGAAAUUGGAAGUGAUGGCUCUAUUUGGGGACCACUUCUUGAAAAAGCUUGGGCUAAGUUUGCCAAUAAUUAUGAGUUUAUUGUAGGAGGAAGUCCAAAUGAGGUUGUUUAGUUCCUUACAAACUCUCCCACUACUUCAUUCAAAACAAACUAACUCAGUCUUGAUGCUAUAUGGAAACUUUUGAGCUAAUCUGAUAUUCAAAACAACAUUAUGAAUGUUGUCACAAAUACAUCUGGAGAUGCUGUAUGUCCAUUCAAUCUUGCUUGCCAACAUGUAUAUACCCUACUCGGAGUUGCAACUGUUUACAAUGCUGAUAAAACUCAGGUUACAAAUUUAUACAGAAUAAGAAACCCAUGGAAAGUCGAUGCAGGCUUCAAUGGUACAUUUUCAGAUAACGCUUCUGUUUGGAAUACUGUAGGUUUCGAUGGAAAGACAUAUGCACAACAAGCUGGCCAUGUCAUUGCUGAUGACGGUAUUUUCUGGACCACUCCUGAAGAGUUUGUUUAAUCUUUCAUUAAUGUCUUCACAGGAGAAUAUAGAGAUGAAUUUGUAACUUCAUGGUAUGAUAAGGUUGACGAUUAGGUAGCUAAUUCAACCAAUCCAUCAAAGUAUGCCUUCACUAUCACAGAAUCUACUCCAAUGACAAUCAGAGUUGUCACUUACCCCGUUAGAAUGUAUCCAGUCUCAUGUAAAAAAACUACUUCAAUUCACAAAGUAGUUCUUAAGAACAGCAGAGGCAAUUGGAUCGAUUACAUUUAAUAUUUAGAAGUUUCAACAUCAUUCAUGAAUCUUAUUGAUAGGCCAUUAGCUCCUGGAACAUACACCAUUGAAUUUUAUCCUUCAUGGACUGAGGGAGAUAUCAAAGAUUACGAAUUUGAAACCAUUUCAAAAUGA
Messenger RNA from Stylonychia lemnae, 1467 nucleotides. The record is from the annotation of a GenBank genome assembly. Lineage: Eukaryota; Ciliophora; Spirotrichea; Sporadotrichida; Oxytrichidae.